CGCUGUAUUUGUAUUUUUCAUGUCGUUUUCUGGGGUUGCUUUCGUUUCUAGUUUCUCUCUCUUCUUUUCUCUCUCUAAAACUGAAGUCACUUUCUCAGUCUAUAGAGAGUUUGAUUAGAGUGGGUAAAUUCUAGACCCUUUAAUCUUCCUCUUAUCCACCCCUUUUCACUAAUUCUGGAGCAACACUAUUCAGUUCAUCAUCAUUUGUUGUUGAAAAUGCCUGAAAUUCAACUUGGUGCUCACACUUUGAGGUCCCAUGGUGUGCAAGUGGCUAAAAUACAUAUGCAUGAUUGGCUCAUUCUCUUCCUUCUAGUGGUGAUUGAUAUUGUGCUGAAUGUUAUUGAGCCUUUUCAUCGAUUUGUGGGGAAAGGCAUGAUGGAAGAUCUUAGGUAUCCUCUGAAAGGCAAUACCGUUCCUUUUUGGGCUGUCCCGAUUGUUGCAAUCUUGUUACCCUUCUGUAUCAUUCUUAUCUACUAUUUCAUUCGGAAGGAUGUCUAUGAUUUCCAUCAAGCAACUCUUGGACUCCUGUUUUCUGUGCUUAUAACUUCUGUUAUAACUGAUGCAAUUAAAGACGGAGUUGGUAGACCUCGUCCUGAUUUCUUUUGGCGUUGUUUUCCUGAUGGAAAAGAUGUGUAUCAUAAUGUCACAGGAGAUGUUAUGUGCACUGGUUUUAAGAGUGUUAUCAAAGAAGGCCAUAAAAGCUUUCCAAGUGGGCAUACUUCAUGGUCAUUUGCAGGUCUCACUUUUCUAGCGUGGUACAUGUCAGGGAAAAUUAGGUGCUUUGAUAGAAGAGGCCAUGUUGCAAAACUUUGUAUUAUCUUUGCACCGAUACUUUUGGCUGCAAUGGUGGGAGUUUCGCGUGUUGAUGAUUACUGGCAUCACUGGCAAGAUGUCUUUGCAGGGGGUCUGAUAGGUUUUGUGAUUGCUUCAUUCUGUUACUUACAGUUCUUUCCACCACCUUAUGCUGAAGAUGGUUGGGGACCCCAUUCAUAUUUCCACAUGCUAGAGGAGUCGAGAAAUGGUGUUCAGCCUCCAAGUAACAAUAUGGAUGCUCUAGCCAUUCGUCCUACCGAGCUGGAAAGCGUACAAGUUGAAUCCCAACAUGGUUCAAAUAUGCCUUAUUAUCGGCGAGAUUCAAGGCCUAUACGAGAUGACAGGGAAAGUGGGAUGUAAAUAGUGUAUAAAUCAAUGAAGUUUGUACCUUGUUGGAGUAGUGAAAACUUUUCUUGGCUGUAUUUAGGUUCAUUUAGGCUAACAUAGAUUCUCCACUUCUGUUGUAGACACAAAACUAAGUCUUAAUUGAAGAGUAGUUUCAUAUCGUUUGGUGUAUAUCUCAUAUUGUUUGCUGGGAGUUUAAGACUGUUAUUGGCCAAUAUGUGCAUGGGUCGGCUCAACAUUUGAGACCUUUUUAUACGCAGUUAUAAAUCACGGGGAUGGUAAUCAAUUCGAGUGAAAGUUUAUGAAGAACAUUUUAUGUUA
Messenger RNA from Chenopodium quinoa (quinoa), 1479 nucleotides. RefSeq names its product lipid phosphate phosphatase 2-like. NCBI's taxonomy places the organism in Eukaryota, Viridiplantae, Streptophyta, Magnoliopsida, Caryophyllales, Amaranthaceae. The transcript has 8 exons. Bases 217 to 1173 code for a protein of 318 amino acids. The record is from RefSeq and is a predicted model, not a curated record. Gene Ontology annotation, biological process: phospholipid metabolic process. Gene Ontology annotation, molecular function: phosphatidate phosphatase activity.